Messenger RNA from Myripristis murdjan (pinecone soldierfish), 3041 nucleotides. RefSeq names its product monoacylglycerol lipase ABHD2-like. Gene Ontology annotation, biological process: steroid hormone receptor signaling pathway; medium-chain fatty acid catabolic process; sperm capacitation. Gene Ontology annotation, molecular function: acetylesterase activity; monoacylglycerol lipase activity. NCBI's taxonomy places the organism in Eukaryota, Metazoa, Chordata, Actinopteri, Holocentriformes, Holocentridae. The record is from RefSeq and is a predicted model, not a curated record. The transcript has 10 exons. Bases 121 to 1374 code for a protein of 417 amino acids. Gene Ontology annotation, cellular component: sperm plasma membrane; sperm flagellum.
CUCACGUAAACAGACGGUGCGCGAGGACAGCGGGUCAGGAAGUUCGGAUGGAGCCGAGUUCGGACAGGCUGGACGCAGCGACUGUCGACUUUAGGGGGAGAAGAAUGGUCCUAUCCCACAAUGAGCACUGUCAGGGAUGGUGAUAUUGGCACCUUUGGCCCAGAGCUGCCAGCCAUGUUUGAUGGCAUGAAGCUGGCUGCAGUGGCCACUGUCCUCUACAUCAUCGUCCGCUGUCUCAACCUGAGGAGUCCCACUGCACCACCAGAGGUCACCUACCAGGACACACCGCUGAGCCGCUUCCUGCUCAAGUCCUGCCCCACGCUAACCAAAGAAUACAUUCCACCCUUGCUCUGGGGGAAGAGUGGUCACCUCCAAACUGCCCUGUAUGGCAAGAUGGGGCGUGUUAACACUCCAACGCCCCGUGGGGUCCGCAAGUUUCUACCUAUGCAAGAUGGGGCCACGGCAACCUUUGACCUCUUUGAAGUGCUUGGGGACCACAGCACAGGGGGCGACAUCACCAUGGUAAUCUGCCCUGGGAUUGGUAGCCAUAGUGAGAAGAACUACGUCCGGACCUUUGUGGAUCACUCCCAGAGGCAGGGCUACCGCUGUGCCGUCCUCAACCACCUGGGAGCGCUGCCCAACAUAGAGCUCACCUCACCACGCAUGUUCACCUACGGUUGUACGUGGGAGUUUGCAAACAUGGUGGGCUACAUCAAGCGGGCUUUUCCCCAGACACUUCUGGUGGUGGUGGGCUUCAGUCUGGGGGGAAACAUCGUGUGUAAGUUCCUGGGUGAGAAUCAGUCGAACCAGGACCGUGUGCUCUGCUGUGUCAGUGUCUGCCAAGGCUACAGCGCACUCAGGGCCCAGGAAACUUUCCUUCAGUGGGACCAGUGCCGGAGGCUCUACAACUUCCUGUUGGCAUACAACAUGAAGAAGAUCAUCUUGUCACACAGGAGCAGUUUGUUUGGUGCAAGGUCAAGCAAAAUAGAAGAUGCAGACCUGAGCAGACUGUACGCCGCUACUUCUCUAAUGCAGAUUGAUGACAGUAUCAUGAGAAAAUUCCAUGGCUACAACUCCUUAAAAGAGUACUAUGAGAGGGAAAGCUGUGUACAUUACAUCCACAAUGUCACUGUGCCCCUCCUCUUGGUAAACUCCUCAGAUGACCCACUGGUGCACCAGUCGCUACUCACUAUCCCACGCACACUUUCAGAGAAAAAGCCUAAUGUGAUGUUCGCUGUGACCCAACAUGGAGGGCACCUGGGCUUCUUCGAGGGUGCUGUGCUCUUUCCUCAGCCACUCACCUGGAUGGACAAGGUCAUAGUCGACUAUGCCGAUGCCAUCUGCCACUGGGAGAAGAACCGGCCACCCUGCUAGAGGACCACAAGCACAACACAGACUCAUGGCUGCAGAGCACAGCUGUGACACCUAGCAUGUAAGACACAUGUGGCACAAACAUGUAUACUGGAGGAGGCACCUGGAAAGAAAACUGUAAAGCAACAAACAUGCGCCUACACUCUUGCCUUCUACAUCUUAACUGUCACAUGCAGUCUAUUUAGAAAAGAGGAAAUUAUGCAGAAGUUGUGUAGGUAAAAAAAAAAAGCUAAACAAGGUCCAGCACAGGUCAAAGAAAGGUAGGAAAGACUUUAGAUUACUUUAUACAACCGAGGAUUAACUCUACACUCCCAACAAUCUAGGUCAGCUUGUCCCAUUCCAUGAAUUGCUCCCUUAGUUACAGAGCAGCAGGUAACAGGUGCUGUCGUGCCUCCUGCCAUAGGAUGAGACUGAUCAGGUAGUUUAAUUUCCUAAAUGCUGCCAUUAUAACAAUGAUUAAUACCAUAGAAAUGUCCCAUAGUGUGGAAAAAUAAUUUACACAGCCUGAGGCAGUAAUUCAGGGCAGGAGAUAACAGGAAAAGCGGAUUGGAUUCAGUCUCUUUCUUGGUAAUAGGGGUGAAAGCUUGAGACCUCUGGCAGUGGGAGAUUGUGAUCAAAAAACAUUAAAAAAAAAUGUUGAUUAAGGACUUAGAGAGAUUGCUCUAUUUCAUCCAUGUGACUCCCUGACAAAGGCAUGUGAUUUACAUCUGACAGGGUUUACUAAAAUAAAUGAACAAAUCUUUGAAUAAAAAAAUGCCUUAUUAAAUGUUGUCAGAUUUUGACACUUACGACAAUCCAAUGAAGUGCUGCACAGCUCUGAUAAUCACAGAAAAGUUUCCUAAAUAGACUUUAAUGUACUCUUUCAAGGGUGCUUUCCUAUGAUUAAGAAAUUAUCAGAAGCUGUUGGUGCAGUGCACUCCUCGCGGCUUGUACACUAAGAUUAUUUCUUAACCUGUUUGACUCCACUGGGGUUCAGGAUGUUCACAUGAUGGCCUGCUGAUUGAUCACUAACCUAGCGUGGUUUUUUAUUGGUGUAGAGCUGCAUUGUUCAUCAUUUUCUGACAUUUUAUUAACCAGACAACUAAUUGAUUAAUCGAGACAAUAAUCGACAGAUUACUCAACAAUGAAAAUUAUCAUUAGUUGCAGCUAUAUACUAGUGUUUUGUUUGUUGUUUAUUUGUUUUAGUCAGCAGGGCAUAUGUAAGUUAAUGAAAAAAAAUGUUUGGGGCUACUUGCAUAUUAAUUUGAGCGAAAUAGUUUUCCUCUCAGUCAAUUGCACUUGCAUUACUAAGAAAUGCCAACUGGGGACUUUUGUCAAUUUUUCAUUUUUUUCAUUAUUAGAAUGUUUUGGGCAUUUCUUCUUUAUUAGACCGGCACAGUAGAGGGGUAAUAUGCCGUGAAUUUCUAACAACCCUCAGCCUGCCGUUUAAAAGGUUAGCACAACUUCCACCAGCACUACUACUGCCUUUCCUUCUACAGUGAAUGUUAUAUACAUCUCCAUUUUGCCUUUACUCUUUUGUACUGGAUGAAUUAUUUCAUGGCAAUGUAAUAUCAGCAUAUUGAUGUGCUGUUAAUAGUCUUAAGCAUACAGUGCUUUGUUUUGAUAUGUUACAUGUUACAUCACAAACAAAUUCUGUUUUACCUUAUCCAUUAAUAAAUCAUUUUCAUAUA